Sitodiplosis mosellana (orange wheat blossom midge) is the source of this 707-nucleotide messenger RNA. RefSeq names its product peptidyl-prolyl cis-trans isomerase-like 3. Gene Ontology annotation, molecular function: peptidyl-prolyl cis-trans isomerase activity. Gene Ontology annotation, cellular component: catalytic step 2 spliceosome. Lineage: Eukaryota; Metazoa; Arthropoda; Insecta; Diptera; Cecidomyiidae. The record is from RefSeq and is a predicted model, not a curated record. The transcript has 3 exons. The coding region runs from base 72 to 557 and encodes 161 amino acids. Gene Ontology annotation, biological process: protein folding; protein peptidyl-prolyl isomerization.
UGCAAAUUGGCAUAACCUCAAUCUCAAACAUAAACAUUCGCUUGACAAACGUAUUAGUUCCAAAGGCAAAAAUGUCGGUUACGCUGCACACUGACGUUGGUGAUAUAAAAAUCGAGCUAUUUUGUGAGGAUUGUCCGAAAGCUUGUGAAAAUUUCUUAGCAUUAUGUGCAAUGGACUAUUAUAAUGGGUCGUUGUUUCAUCGAAAUAUCAAAGGGUUUAUCGUUCAAACAGGCGAUCCCACGGGCACUGGCAAAGGAGGUAACUCGAUUUGGAAUCGUAAAUUCGAAGACGAAUUCAAAGAUAAUCUUAAGCAUACGGAUCGCGGUAUGGUAUCCAUGGCCAAUUCGGGCCCAAACACCAAUCAAAGCCAAUUCUUCUUCUCAUACGCCGCACAACCGCAUUUGGAUUUGAAAUACACAUUGUUUGGUCGAAUUAUCGAUGGUUUCGAUGCACUUGAUGAACUCGAAAAAUUGUCCGUAAAUCCAAAAACAUACAAACCACUAGUUGAGAAGAGAAUUAACAGUGUGACAAUUCAUGCAAAUCCAUUGGCUGGCUAAUUGUAUGCAGUGGUUGUAUCGAUUGUGUAUUUUAAAACCCAUAAAACUUUAAUGAUAAAUCCUAGGAAAUAGUUCUGAACCAGAAAACCAUUUUUUUUUUUUAAAUAAAGACUAUUUUUUGAGGUUAGACUUUUUUCCUCCUAUUAACCA